This is a messenger RNA of Funneliformis mosseae, 1617 nucleotides long. The record is from the annotation of a GenBank genome assembly. NCBI's taxonomy places the organism in Eukaryota, Fungi, Glomeromycota, Glomeromycetes, Glomerales, Glomeraceae.
AUGAAUACAGUUCUGCCUCCAGAGUGUUUAGAAAAAAUUUUUUUGAAUCUGUACAAUCCCGCUUCUACCAAUACCAUCACAACAAAAGAUUUACAUGCUUGUACAUUAGUUUCUCAUUAUUGGUGUCAAGUUUCAACGCCACUCCUGUAUUCUUAUCCGUUUCAACAUUUCCCUAAUUUAAAUAAAAUUAAAUCUAAUCAUAAAGAUGUUCAAGAUUAUUAUAAAUUAAUUAGAACGUUAUUAACUUGUAUUCCGCAAUCUGAAAUAGAAGAAAUAGUUAAUUCCAAACUAUUACAAAAUGAACCUAUCUCUUUUCCUUUAAAAAGUUCACCAACCUUUAAUUACGGUACGUUUAUUCAUGGGUUACAAUUAGAUUCUAUACUUUCAGAAGUCCUUAUUGACCAUAACAAGAUCUGGAUGCCCUCUUACAUUCCCAAUGACACGAUUUCACUAACCUCUGAAUUAUGCUACUCAAUAAUCAAUCACCUUGUAAAAUAUCUAAGUGAAUUUUGUAAUAAUUUAACAAUAUUGGAGAUCAAACUAUUUACCUUGCAUGACAAAAAUGUUCACAUUAAACCUAUGGAAACAAUGUUAAAUUAUUUCUUUGAUGAUUCCAAAGAAAACAAAUUAACCGGUUUAAAACAUUUAUAUUGCGCAAUUUCUGGAAAUGCUAGAACUCAACUUAUGACAAAAGAAGUAUCUAAUUUAUCAAAAUUCUACGUUAAUCUUUCCUCGCCCACCAAAAACCUCGAAUCACUUCAUAAUGGUAAAAUCAUUUCUCUUGAACAAGCUAAUGCACUAUCCUCACUAAUCUCUUCGCAAAAGAGAUUAAAAUCUAUCACAUUAUCAGAAGAAGAUUUUCUUCAUAGUUUUAUUAGAACCGAUAAUGAUCAAAUAUUUGAAAUGUAUAAUGUCGUGUUUAAUACAUUAAUUACGCAAAGUGUAUGGUUGGAGAAAUUGGAAUUUACUUUGAUUUCUUUUCAAUAUAUCAGUCAAGAAUCUUUAGAAUCGUUAUGCUCACUUAAAAAUCUUAAGGAAUUGAAAAUAAAGAGUUGCAAUUCUCUUGAAAAGUUACAAGUUUGGGCGAAAUAUUUGUCAAGACUUGAAGUUUUUGAUUAUACACCAAUUAUUCAUCCUCAAUUACAUAUUGAUGCAGAUUGGUUAAAGCAAAUCUUUCAAUAUACUUCAAAUAGUUUAAAAAAAUUAGUACUAGAUUAUAAGCGAGAAUUUGGUCAAGCUUUACAAUUAACUAAAUUAAUUGCCCUUCAUUUACAUUCCCUAAACCAUUUAGUACUUCCAAAAUUAUAUCCGACCGAAUUAAUCACUAUAUUAAAAUCAUGUACAGAAUUGGUUUAUAUCAGCAUUGGGUUAUUAGAAGGUGGACAGUGGGACCAAAAUUUACCAAGCAUAGGCAAAUUAAUUCCUGUUAGCGUACAAAAAAUUCAAUUUAGAGAGUUUCAUCCUAUGGUAGUGAAUAGUAAAACGUUUGAAAAUUUUUUAAAAGGGUGCAUCAAUAAAGGUGGCCAAUUACAUUCUGUAGAAAUGACUGGGAAGUACAAGUUAGAUCAAAAAUAUAGUGAUAUCGCAAAACAAUUCGGUGUGAAAGUAUUUUGUUAG